Molecule: messenger RNA, 1686 nt
Organism: Lutzomyia longipalpis
Lineage: Eukaryota; Metazoa; Arthropoda; Insecta; Diptera; Psychodidae
Product: pyrimidodiazepine synthase-like
Exons: 4
Coding region: 53-979 (308 amino acids)
Biological process (GO): glutathione metabolic process
Cellular component (GO): cytoplasm
Molecular function (GO): glutathione transferase activity; glutathione dehydrogenase (ascorbate) activity
Source: RefSeq, a predicted model, not a curated record
CCAUCAGCUGCCCCCCAUUCCACUUCUCCUGCCCACCCAGUCACAGUAGGUGAUGUCAAAAGUUGUUCGUGAGUUCAGUCACUCGCCGGAGUUGAAGAUUGUUGUUUGGCACGCCGCUAAAGCCACCUCCGUUGGUUUCUUUGCACCUCUUCUGAGGCAUCUAAAAACUUGGUCAGUCCACCAAAAGUGCCGUGAAAUGAGCAACGGAAAACACUUGGCUACAGGUGCUGCGUUACCGUCCCUGAGCGACGAUGGGAAGCUUCGGCUGUAUUCAAUGCGCUUCUGCCCGUAUGCCCAUCGUAUUCACCUCGUCCUGGACGCCAAGGACAUUCCCUACCACUCGAUCUAUGUGAAUUUGAAGGCAAAACCCGAAUGGCUGUACAACCGUAGCCCCGGUGGCACCGUGCCGGCUAUUGAUUUGCCCAACGAGAGCGGCGGCGCCCAUUUGUACGAAUCCCUCGUCAUUGCUGACUAUCUGGAUGAGAAGUUCCCACAGCGCCCCCUCUACCCCCGUACCCCACUGGGGAAGGCCAAGGAGCGGCUGCUCAUUAAGAAAUUCGACACGGUCAUCGAGGUCAUGUACAAGGUCUUCAUGGGCACCCACGUGCCAGGCACCAUCACGGAGAUCAGCAACAGGCUGGACUUCUUCGAGAAGGAGCUGCAGGCACGCGGAAGUGACUUCUUCGGCGGCAACGUACCCGGUAUGGUGGACUACAUGAUCUGGCCAUGGUGUGAAAGGGCUGACAUGCUCACCUACCUACUGGGCGACAAGUACGUCCUCGAUGAGGAGAGAUUUCCCAAAUUGGUCAAGUGGAGAAGCCUGAUGAAGGAGGAUAAAGCUGUAAAAGCUUCCUACAUUUCCGGCGAGAACUACGCUAAAUUCAUGGAGACACAUCGCCAGGGAGUCCCUGACUACGAUAUGCUCGUUCGUCUUGGGAGGAAAAGAAUCUUCCACCACACAGUAGAGAGAAAUUGGUGAAAAAAAAUCUUCUUGGAAGUUUUAAAAAGGGGGUAGUCAUUUGAGAAAUUUUUACCACAAAAUCGUUCAUAAAAAAAUCCUACAUAUAGCCUAAUUAUUUUUUAAAAAUACAAAUAAAUCUAUUCCUGAAUUUCUUUUAAUAUUUUGAGCUAUAUUUUUUAUCUUUCAUCAAAAUUUUGAAACUUUUUAUUUAAUUUUUCAAAUCUUUCCAAUACAACAAAUACUAAAAAUCCUUUUAAACAAAAUUAAAUCUCAAAAGCUUCACAGAUUCUAUGGAAAAACUGUUUCGGAAAUCUCAAAAACUUUUGAUUAUCUUGACAAUCCUAAAAAUAUUUUUUCAUGUCCUUUAAGUCCCACAAAUACUAUAAAUCUUUCAACAAGAGUCAUUAAAUUAAUAAAUAUCUCAUUUUAAGUAAAAACAAAACCUAGAAGUUCCUCUUUGAGUCCCAGAACUUCCCUCGCACAUCCAUCAAGUCCAGCAAACCCCAUCCUACUGCAAAUCUCAAUGAUUGCCCCCUUGAAAAUUCACUGAAGAUAGAUAACAAAUCUACCUCUUAGAUAAGAAAGACUUUUUACUAUUUAAAGAAAAAAAAGUCUUGUUGGUUUCCAGAAUUUUUAAUCUAUAUUUCUUCUCUUUCCAAAUAAAUCCAUAAUUUAUUUUUAUAAUAAAUGUAUAUAUCGUAAAAAAUAUAAUCACUUGAAUAAUU